CUAUGAACUCUAGGUGAGUAGGUACCUACAUACGGUACGUCGCACACUGGUUUCCGCACUACAUAACCUGGCCCCCCGCAACCGCCCCCGCCCCCCGCUGCCCCGCAACGUCUCUCCCUCCAGCCUCCAGGUCCCACCAGCCUCCAGCCUUCAGCAACCUUCUCCCCCUCCAUCUCUCACCACGACCACAUGGCGCCGACAAGACCGUGCAUAUUCUUCCAGCAAGGCCGCUGUCGCAACGGUGAUGGUUGCACGUAUUCGCACAUCGCAGCUCCGGCCACGGCUGUCCCGCCGUCGGCCGCGGCAACCCCAACGCCAAUUCGGCAAAGACCGGCGGGUGCGGUUGUGCGACAGUCGGCGCACCUGGCGCACCUGGCGCUUAGGGAGGGCGGAGUCGGACGAGCCGGUACGGACUUGCGCACAGUGGGCGCGGCGGCGCCGGGGGUGGAACGUGGUUGGUGGUCGCGGAGGACGACAGCGGCGGGACCGGGAUUGGUCCGUCUGGUGCCGUGUAGGUUCUUUCAGAUGGGACACUGUCGGCGCGGCGAGUGCUGCGAGUUCUCGCAUGUCACGGCGUCUACGCUCACAGCGAUCCCGUGGGAACAGUGGAAUCGGGAGCGAUUACUGCGGGCUUGGUGCAGACGGUAUGCACCUUGUGCUCUUAUUUCGCUGGUGAUGAUAUGACAGAUAUUGACUGUUGACAUGUUCCCCAGUUCGGCCGAUCCAUACCCAUGG
Molecule: messenger RNA, 735 nt
Organism: Tricharina praecox
Lineage: Eukaryota; Fungi; Ascomycota; Pezizomycetes; Pezizales; Pyronemataceae
Exons: 1
Coding region: 190-684 (164 amino acids)
Molecular function (GO): metal ion binding
Source: RefSeq, a predicted model, not a curated record